Messenger RNA from Melopsittacus undulatus (budgerigar), 3848 nucleotides. It is a transcript of the gene PRR5L, whose product is annotated as proline rich 5 like. Gene Ontology annotation, biological process: TORC2 signaling. Bases 368 to 1468 code for a protein of 366 amino acids. Lineage: Eukaryota; Metazoa; Chordata; Aves; Psittaciformes; Psittaculidae. The record is from RefSeq and is a predicted model, not a curated record. The transcript has 9 exons. Gene Ontology annotation, cellular component: TORC2 complex.
GGCAGCAAGUCCGUCGGUCGGUCUGUCCGUCGGUAGCGGAGCGGCCCCUCCUCGCCCCUCACCGCCUGCCGCGGUGGGGCGCGGCCUGCCUCCCCUCCGAGGGGGCUGCACUGCGGCGGCUUGGCAGCGGUGCUGACAUCAGGAGGGAGCCGUUUGCCAUGCAAAGGGGGAGCUUACCCGGUGGUGUCCUGCGGCAAGGAGCGGGCUGAGGCUGUCCCCCGGCCCGGCCGUGCAUCUGGAGCAAAGCGCGGGCAUAAAACUGGGUGGAGUCCUAGAUUUUGAAGAUUCAUUGACAUCUCUGAGAUUAACAUUUGGAUCUUCAAGAGAAGAGACUUUCUGACAGCGCUGCUCUGCUCCACCUGACCCUAUGACUGCAGGGUUCACCGCGGCUCCAUCCUUUACUCUCCAGUUCCAUAAGAUGGGUUCGUUAAGAAGGCCCCGCCCUCGCUUCAUGAGCUCCCCAGUCCUCAGUGAUCUACCACGGUUCCAGGCAGCCCGGCAGGCCCUGCAGCUCAGCUCCAACUCUGCCUGGAAUAGUGUUCAAACAGCAGUGAUAAAUGUGUUCAAAGGGGGAGGCUUGCAGAAUAAUGAACUUUACACUCUCAAUGAAAAUAUCAGACGGCUGCUGAAGAGUGAACUUGGAUCCUUCAUCACAGAUUACUUUCAGAACCAGCUCCUUGUGAAAGGCUUGCUGUUCGUAGAGGAGAAGGUUAAGCUGUGUGAAGGUGAGGAUCGCAUUGAUGUCCUGGCUGAAAUAUGGGAUCACUAUUUUACAGAGACUCUUCCUACACUCCAGGCAAUAUUCUACCCAGUCCAGGGUCAGGAGUUGACGAUCCGUCAAAUUGCUCUUCUUGGCUUCAGAGACUUGGUCUUGCUAAAAGUAAAAUUGGAAGAAAUUCUUCCUCUGGUCCAGACAAAACUUCCUGCUUCCAUUGUCCAGAUGCUGUUAAUUCUGCAGAGUGUCCAUGAGCCUACUGGACCCAGUGAGGGCUACCUACAGCUGGAAGAACUCGUCAAGCAAGUAAUAUCACCGUACUUGGGUUUGUGUGAGGAUCAUGGCUUCUCUGGUAGCACCUGCUUGCUUGAGAGACGGUACUCCAGAUCCCGUCCCAAGACUGGUGCACCAAAUUAUUCAUCUCACUUGGUGACGAGCCGGCAGCCUGGCGAGAUGGCCCUGACCCCACUGACGGAGCAGGAGGGUGAGGCUUACCUGGAGAAAUGUGGUAGCAUCCGCCGCCACACUGUUGCCAAUGCUCACUCGGAUAUUCAGCUCCUGGCAAUGGCCUCCAUGAUGCAUACAGGAAUUGUGAUUGAGGAGUCGGACAGUACUGAUAAAUGCCUCCUUCUGCAGCCCAGUUUUAGCCACAGGCAGUGCUCCAGUGAGCCCAGUAUUCCUGAUGGGCCAGAGGGAGCCAUGGCAGGAGGUAGGCAGGACCCUGCUGAGCUGAACAGCACAUCAGUCAGCUAGAAGUCUUGCUGAGGAGAGGAGAACCGUAUGUAUAUUCUAUGUGUUGUGCCAUCCCUGCUGGAGGAAAAAAAAGAAAAAAAAAUCAAACUUUGCUCAUGUAAUUGAAAUGGCCUUGAGGGAUCUUCUAUUUCUAUAGGAGUACUCUCUGGGUUUGCUAGUACUCUAGAUUUGUUUUUCUUGCCUGUCUGGGAUCCUUGUUGAGGAAGGUACCAGGCUGUUCCCAAAUGGGCACUGCUUAUACUUUCUUCUGUAAGCUUUCUCCCUCUACUAGUUCAAAACCUCAGGUUUCCUUCUGUUUCUUUGUUAUGAUACACAUUAGCCUCUUUCUGGUUUUCUCCAUCUCUCCCAGCUUUGUACUGCUUGUUUGCUCUUUGUUCUGGCAGCAGAGUGCUCUGUGCAAAAUGUCCUCUUUGCUCCUGGUGCCAGGGAUGGCUGAGGAUGGUGUUUUUCUCCUUUAAAGUUGAACUCAGGGAUGAAACUAUUUGCAUUCUGCAGAAAGGUCUGCUCAGUUGGCUUGUGAGAGAAGGAGAUCCUUCACUUUGCUUCCCAUGGGCAUGGAUGAAAAAUCCAGAUCCAACUUUUUUUGCCCCAGACCCAAAGAGAACUCAUGGAGUCCCAGCUGAGCUGAGUACUUCAUAUUUAUUGUAUUUAGUUCCAGUGACAUCUUUGGGGAUGUGGUGUCAAUUGGGUAUAAAGGAUGUGUGAGUGUAUAAUUUGUGGGCAUAUAUAGUCCUGAGCAUCAUGGCAUUUGGCAUCAAUUUGCUUUCAAAAUGUUGUUGCAGGGCUACAAUGAAAGGAGAAAUCCACAUAGGUUCCUUUGGGAAGGAGACAGUGGGCAGAGCCUGCACUUGUGGGGGAGUCAUAAAGGUGCUUCCUCAGCACUGGCCCGUCGUGAUUCCAGACAAUUUCAUCCUUGGGCUGCUCUGGUGCUUUUAGCACUAGUGAAACCACAGAUAACUGGCAGGUAGUAGAAAGGAGUCCUGUUCUGGUAGUGUAUUCAUGAAGUGCUCCUGACCUCCAGUGGUGUCUGACUCAGUACAGUGUUGCCUUUAAGAUCAAGUGAAGGUUCUUUGCAGUCUUGCUUUCUGUUUUGAAGAUUAUGAGUGGUUCCAUUUUGCAAGUGUCUGUGUCAGGCCCUGCAGCCUGCACUGUCUACUCAGUAGCAUCACUUGGUACUCAAAUGCUGCUUCUAUGGGAACAGAACCCAUCUGUUUGAGCAAUCCCUUGGGUUGCUCUGCCAAUGUCUUGCUAAGCAGAUUUGCAAGUGUAAUUACAGGCUUAGAGGUGAACCAAAAUGCUGCCUUAAAUGUCAAAUCCCAUUAAAAAUAACGGUAUAACACCACCGCCGCUUGAAUCUAGUCCCUGUGGUACUGGCUGUAAAUAGAUCUGUCUUGACAAGGAAACAGAAGGUUAGGAUGAAUCUUCAGGAUGUUUGGUUUUGGUGUUCUUUUGCGUGCUAUGGCAUUAACUGCAGAAUUUGCCCUGCUUCUGUUGGGCAUUAAACAUCUCCUGUUCACUGGCUGCAUCAAAAGUACAGCUCCAACCUGUCAGGAUUUGUCCUUGAUAGCAAACAGAAAGCGGAUUAUUAUUUGGUAACAAAGCAUCAGAAAUACCAGUGAAGAGCACAAGUCACACUAUCUUUGUAAACAAGGGUAUUGCCUUGACUCCUGUGGUUUGCAAAUCUUGAAAGAGAUAUUUGAGAGGGCCUGAUUUUUUUCUUGCAGCCACUUAAGGCACCCUAACUAUUGGCCUUUGUGGAAAUGCCAAGUGUUUCAAUCACUAUCUGUGCUUACACAUUGAAGAAGAGAGAUACAGUUGUGCUGACUGCCUCCUCCUCAGUGUGCACAGUCCAGUAGAGGUCAGGAAGAUGUGGUUUUAAGCAGUCUUUCCUCAGAUGGAUUCUAGGAUAAAUUGCCCUCCUAGUCAUAAAUUGGAGUGACCAGAACAAAUUAUUUGAUGGAAUCUGCCCUAGGGUGGCCACGGAUUGUGGUGGAGCUUCAGAAUCUCUGUGGGAACAGCCAAGCUUAGUAGACCAUGCCAGCCUUGCAGCAUUUCAGUUCACUCUUGUGAAUGCUCUUCUUUUUUUCUAUUUCUGCUCUAACUCAUUUGCUUUCUGUAGCUACUCAAACCAUCUGGAUCAGUGAGCAGCACCUCUUUUAUGGUGCAAUUAGAAUGCUUUAUUUAUUUCCUGACAUACUCUUGGGUCAUCUCUAGGGUUAAUAGAAAUCCAGUCCUGGUUUUAACUUGAAUCCCUUUUGUUUUACAUGUAUGUAUAAUUUUAAUUAUUUUGAUUUUGUGUCUGUGACUUUGCAAAGAUUUGCACCAAGCGACUCUGAACCAUGCGCUUCCUCAGUCAUUUUGGGUUUUAGGGAGAAUUAAA